AGCAAGCAGCAGCAGGCGAAAAGGAUAGCAGCCAUCGAACAUAUGGGAUAUUUUUACCCAUCCCCAACAUCACACAUGGAUAAUUAGUACAGGUCUAAAUUUGAACGACUCCCAAACGAACAGGCUUGCUAGCUUUCAAAUCAGCUGUAUUUGAAGGUCGGAACAAGGAGACAGGCAAUUUAUGUGCGGUUUUUUUUUUGGAGAAAGGAAGACAUUGGAUUUUUACGCGCUCUGUUAAUUCCAGACAUGGGUAUUUAAUCGCAUGAAUUAGUGGCAUUCUGAAAGAGGGAGAGACUGAUAUUUGGAAUUGGUGACCCAACGUUAUUGUGGGCUGUGAAAAGAAUGAUAAAAUGUGCCGGUAGUUUCAACACGGCUUGUGGGGGGAAAGAUGCUAAACCUGCCUGCUCGACUUCUCACUUGGAUUAAACUCGAACUGUGUUGGGAUCUAUGAUGUUGGAUUGGGAACCAUGAACUGGCUGGACGAUUGAAACUUCACAGCCAUCACAGGCCGCUUUUCCAUGUCCAUUGUUCUACGGAAGCCUGCAUGCGUCAGUCCCACUAAAAGGAAAAGAGACCCAUGGCCAAGUGGUUGAGGGAGCACCUGAGUCUGGGCAACGUGGGUCGUCGAGCCAGCGGCCCCCUCUCCCCCACCGCCACCCUGUCCACCGCCACCAAAGCCACCUUGUCCACGUCCACUUCAACGUCCCCCUCUGCCGGCACGGGUCCCCCCCAGCCCCCCACCCCCGACUACACGGAGAGCGAGAUCCUGCGGGCCUACAGGGCACAGAAGGCUCUGGACUUUGAGGACCCCUAUCAAUGCACUGACAGGCGGGAUUCUCCCGGAAGUGACCUCAGCGACGGCGGAGGGUUCGAGUCGUUUGGCGCCACGCUACCCAACGGUCUCCGCGUCAAGGUCGUGUCACCCAAACACAGACUCAUCAAGGUCGACUCGCAGGAGUUUGGUCGCUGCUGUGCCCCUCCUCCCCUCGUCACCACGACGGACCUCGGCACCAUCAUCGCCUUCCAGGAGCAGCCAUCCUCUCCGGUGGUUCCGUCUGCUCCCUCGGCGCUAGACGACUCUGAGGAUUACUCGGACCCCUUUGACGCCCAGCAGCCCCCGGCCCCCCAUCAUCAUCACCAUCAUAACCACCUCCCCGCAUUCAGCCCAGACGCGGCCCACCCUCACCCCCACCGGCCCGGACCCGGCCAGCACACGGCCCACUUCCGCACCACGGCCUUCAGCCCCCUGCCGGCCGCCGGGGACAUACAGAGCGGCAGCUACAUGGAGCCCUUCGAGGCCCAGCGCGUCAUGAACGAGCUGCAGCUGGGUCACCUGCUGUACGACAGCCCCUACGACGAUGAGGAAGACCACCCCCACCCCCAUCUAACAGCCAAUCAAAUCGCCCAACAGCCACUGCCAUCCAAUCAAAAUGCUUACCACAUGCGGGGGCGGAGCCAGCAGCGCAGAGGGGUGGGACCAAGGUAUGAUCAUGAGGAGAGCAACGGAGGGGCGGAGUUUGAGGCAGAGAGGAGCCGCCUCCCACAGGACGACGAGAGGCCAGCGGAGGAGUACGACCAGCCCUGGGAGUGGAAACAGGAGAACAUCUCUAAAGCACUAGCAGCUGUCCAGUUUGAAAGCACCGGAUGUGGUCCAGGCCCGGCUCUGACCCGGGACGACUCGGCCCACUCCCGCUCCCGAUCUGAGAGGCGGGCCCAGCCCCCACGCACCAGCCCCCCCUCCUCCGGUCCCAACACGGCAACGACCAAUAGAAGCCAGUCCUCGGGACCGGGAGCCAAUCGGACACAAGCGCACUCUCCCCAGCUGCUUGGAGAGCGGGUGGACCCCUUUCUGCCCCUGGAGCAGCAAGUGUGGUAUCACGGCACGCUAACGCGAUCGGACGCAGAGUCGUUGCUAACGCUGUGCAAAGAAUGCAGCUACCUCGUCAGGAACAGCCAAUCCAGUCGCAUGGACUACUCCCUCUCUAUCAGGAGUUGCCAUGGUUUCCUGCACAUGAAGUUCUCUCGUGAGGGUGGUCGAGACGGCGUGCGCUACGUGCUCGGGGAGAACUCUCCUCCGUUCCCAUCUAUACCCCAAGUCAUUCACUACUACACCACACACAAGUUGCCCAUACGGGGCGCCGAGCAUCUCAGCCUAUUGUUUCCUGUGGUCGUCCAAACAUUGUAACGCCAUUUUUUUGUAGUUCAAUAGUCACAGCUUAUGAUGGCUUACAAUGGGAGGGAAGACUACAUUUUUUAUAGUCCCAAUAGCAGUGUUUUGUAAUGGGUUUCAAUGGGAGGAAAGGCUACACACUACGCUACCUGAAGAGGCCAUUUUUGUAGUUCAAUAGUGGUCUUUUAUAAUGGAUUUCAAUGGGAGGAAAGACUACAGGCCAGACUACCUGAAGAGGCCAUUGCACCAUGGACUGUAAUCAUUGCGUAGACGCUACUAUUAAAAGAAAAACCUUCAUAAAGAAAUUUACUGGUUGGUGCAGGAGAAUCCACAAGUCCUACUUUUAGCCAUUGUGGCUGCCGAACACUCUUAAAGAAGAGAAAUCUGCCCUCAAACUGCGUCUAUAUUGCCACCAUGUCCAAAAGCAAACACGUUUCGGCCAAAAUAUAAAUAAAUAAUGAGACGCAGUUUGAGUGCGGAUUUUUCUUCCUUAAGUUGAUGCAUUUUAUCGCGUACCCAAAGACUUUAGUUUUUUCCAAGAAGUUGAGCGCGUCCUUUGCUAAAACUUGAUGCCGAACACUCUUCCCUUCACUACUCUUCCCUUCACUACUCUUCCCUUCACUACUCUUCGCUCUGGUCAUUUAAACUUCGUCGCCAUUCACCAACUGCCCAUUUGAGGCGCCAGACAUCGGAGCCUACUGUUUCUCUGUUGUAGUUCAAACAUUGUAAGGAUUGAUGCAUACCUUGUUUUGUUUUUUUAAACAAAAGACAAUGAUGAAUUCUCCUGCAGAUUGAGCCGUUUCCCACGCCUACUGUUCCCCAUUUGUAGUUCAAACAUUAUAAGGACACUUUCAGUUUGUGGAGUAUGGCGUGCUCUUAUCCAGAUAGUUUGUUGGCUUCUUGGGUUUGGGUGCUCUUUAGUCCAAGGUAUAGUACUUCCAGGAUCAAAAAAUGAGAAUAAAUUCUCUGACUAAGGCACUCCAAAUUAAAAUGUCUUUAUUGAUACGACA
This is a messenger RNA of Engraulis encrasicolus (European anchovy), 3180 nucleotides long. RefSeq names its product SH2 domain-containing adapter protein D-like. Lineage: Eukaryota; Metazoa; Chordata; Actinopteri; Clupeiformes; Engraulidae. Bases 578 to 2185 code for a protein of 535 amino acids. Gene Ontology annotation, molecular function: phosphotyrosine residue binding. The record is from RefSeq and is a predicted model, not a curated record. The transcript is spliced from 12 exons.